This is a messenger RNA of Nerophis lumbriciformis (worm pipefish), 2040 nucleotides long. The record is from RefSeq and is a predicted model, not a curated record. Lineage: Eukaryota; Metazoa; Chordata; Actinopteri; Syngnathiformes; Syngnathidae.
AUGGCUCAAGAUCUGGACAUUGAUCACUGGGACUUGGAAUGUGAUUUAAACAACACAGACCAUUACACUGACCUCAAUGGUGUGGACCGGCUGAUAGUAAGGAGGGGGCAAGUGUUCACCAUCAGCUUAUACCUUCGCUCAGGGAGCUACCAACCAGGAAUCAGCUCACUGCAAUGCAUUGCCGAGACAGGUCCUCAACCGUCUGAGCAGUAUGGCACCCGGGCCUCGUUUGGCCUCACUCCCAAAAUUGACUCUACGCGCUGGAGUGCGGCAGUCAUUAGCCCACCAGGAGACACGGUGGCGCUGUCCCUAUGCGCUGCCCCCGAUGCACCCAUAGGACGCUACAUCCUGACCAUGGGACACUCUGCAAAGAUUGACUUCAUCCUGCUAUUUAAUCCUUGGUGUUCAGGAGAUGCUGUAUAUCUGGACAGUAAGGAGAGUUUGGAAGAAUAUGUCUUGUCCCAGGAUGGUAUCAUAUUUCGAGGCAGUGCCAAGUAUCCUAUAGCAACUCCAUGGAAUUUUGGCCAGUUUGAAAGUGGAAUCUUGGAUGUGUGUCUAAGGAUUUUGGAUAUGAAUCCUAAAUGUUUGCGCAAUCCAGGCAAAGAUUGCUCAGGCAGGAGAAAUCCCAUCUAUGUGUCCAGGGUAUUAAGUGCCAUGGUGAAUUGUAACGAUGACAAAGGGGUUUUGCUGGGAAACUGGACAACUGACUUUGAUGGUGGAGUCAGCCCAAUGUCAUGGAAGGGUAGUGUGGAGAUUCUACGUAACUGGGACACACAGGCUUGUCAGCCUGUUCGUUUCGGCCAGUGCUGGGUUUUCGCUGCUGUUGCCUGCUCAAUUUCCAGAGCACUUGGAAUACCAUGCAGGGUUGUCACGAAUUACUACUCAGCCCAUGACGUUAACAGAAACCUGGUGAUCGAACGCUACAUCAAUGAAAAUGGAGAACUCAUUCGAACAAAAGAAAUGAUCUGGAACUAUCACUGUUGGGUGGAGAGCUGGAUGACCAGACCAGACCUAACUGGUUCUGCUUAUAACGGCUGGCAAGUCAGUGACCCCACCCCUCAAGAAAAAAGUGGCGGAGUCUACUGCUGCGGGCCCAUCCCUGUUAAGGCAAUCAAGGAGGGUGAGCUCAUGUACAAGUAUGACGCUCCCUUUGUCUUUGCUGAAGUCAACGCUGACGUCAUCACCUUCAUGAAGAAAAAGGAUGGCAGCACAUCUAAAGUCAACUCUACCCAGCUGGUGGGAAAGAUGAUCAGCACCAAAGGCAUCGGAAGUGACAAAAGAGAGGACAUCACUCAUCUCUACAAGCAUCCCGAAGGCUCUGAUGAGGAGCGUGAGGUCUUCAAGAAGGCUGACCACCAAAACAAGCUACUCCAGCUAAAGGAGAAUGAAGGCUUGAAUGUUACCAUCAAAGUGUCCACCGAGAUGAAAAAGGGCUGCGACUUUGACGUGUACGCUGUGGUUACGAACAAUACACAGAGCGACAGGAAGUGCCGCCUACUCUUCGGAUCCUGUGCUGUGUCCUAUAACGGCUUUCAGGGAGGGAACUGUGGCUUUAAAGAUUUACUCAAUGUUGAGCUGUCACCUGGAGGAGCCAGGAACAUUCCCCUACGGCUCAACUAUUCAAAGUAUGGCGCACAGCUUACUGAGGACAACAUGAUCCGUCUGGCAGCUCUCCUGUUCGACUACUCCACCCAGGAUGCAACGUUAGCAGUGAGAAACAUUGUUCUGGAAAAUCCUGAAAUUAAAGUCCGGAUCCUGGGUGAACCCAAGGAGAAUCGUAAACUGGCGGCCGAGAUCACGCUAAAAAAUCCUCUGCCAGAGCCAUUAGAGGAUUGCUGCUUCAGCAUGGAGGGGGCUAACCUAACUGGAGGAAGAGUAAUCUCUGAAAGGCUAAGCUCCACGGUAGGACCUGGAGAAGACGCCAAAGUGAAAAUAUACUUCACUCCAAGCCACAGUGGCCUGAGAAAGUUGGUGGUUGAUUUUGACAGCAACAAAUUGUGUCACGUCAAGGGCUACAAAAACGUCAUCAUUGGAAAAUAA